UGGAGUCAAUGCAGCAUGCUUAAAUGGGGCAAGUUAGGGGAAAAAAGAAACAGUGGAGAGAGGGGAGAAUGAAGACAAGGAGGGAAACACAUGCAAUAUUGGGGUCAUGAGGAUUUGAGGAUAUGUGUCUCAUGGACAUCCAUCUUCGCAGGUUACAGGCAUGUUUUUGUCUCUUACUUAGCUUAGAUGAACCUCUAGAAAUUUUCACAAAAACAAGAGUCUUAAAACUUGCUAUUCAGCUACUGUUAUUCAAAAGGCUGCACGCAAUGUGGUAAGGAGGCAAAUUGCUGACAACGUCUUUGUCUGAGGGUGAAAACCACACCAUGUGCAUUUCUGAUUGCUGAUUGGAGUUUGGAUCUGUCAAAUGAUAAAAUGCUCAAAAAUACAAGCUGAAAAAAGCUAGACUGAGACCACAAAAGCAAAGAAGGCAGCAGAGGUAUAAUGCAUCUUUCUAUAACAGUUCAGGUGUUUUAACCAGUGUGGAAUGAUGUGUGAAGGGAUGAGCUCCUGGAUUUUGACCCACCAGUGUGUCUUGGUGCUGUUCAUCUACUUUAUGCCAAUAUGCCAAGCCUUUCUUCCCAACUUCUGGUCACGCGUACUAACGUUGUCAUGGGAUUCAUACACACACCAGUACAUGACAGAACAAGCUAUACUGAACAUCACAAUGGAAACUCUAAGCAAAAUGAUGGAACAUCAACAUGAUGUAGAUAAUGACGAGCUGUAUACUGGGCUUGGUCGAGGGUUUUGGCAUGCUGUGGGUGAGGUAGCAAGUGCUAACGCAGAAAUGGAUUUCUUGAGCUCCACAUGCUCUGAUCCAGUAUACCACUUUGACUCUGAGAGAGUGGAAGGAGCCACCCAGAUGCUACGAGAGUUCUGGGACCAGACAGUACUGUUGACCCAGGCUAAAGAGUACCAGGGGGGCAGACGUAGCUUGGGUCAGCUUUUCCACUCGUUACAGGACUUUUACAGUCACAGUAACUGGGUGGAGAUGGGUCAGCAAGCAGUGUACCUCCACCUUCUGCACCCGGAAGAGCCGUCAGUUCCUGUAGCUUCAGAGGAAACCCCAACCUGUGCAGGGUGCUACAGAUUUAGCUGUUAUAAUAAUCUGCUAGAGGAAAUGAUUCGUCACACGGAACCACUACUGACUACUGGCUAUUUCAGCUCUUACCCUGUAAAACCACCAGGAAAGUGCAGUCAUGGUGGGAUUCUAGACAGUAGUCGUCACCAGGGAGCUGAGGGGGGAAUCAACAAGGACAGCACAUCUCCGCUCUUCUCCCCUCAUCACUACCUCCAUAAAGAAGCUGCCCAUCUGGCCACCACAGCAACCCUCAGAGUGCUCCAAGACCUCCGCAAUGAGGUGGGGCCUAAAAGCUUCCUCAGGCUCUUCAGUGUCCAGCAGCCUCCAGCAUUGGUCUUCGUCAUGGACACAACCGGCAGCAUGUUUGAGGAGAUCACAGCUGCCCGAUUCAGAGCCCUCUCCAUCAUACAAGCCCGUGAAAAGAGCCAACGCACUAGUCUGCCUGGCACCUUCAUUCUAGUGCCUUUUCAUGACCCUGGUUUUGGGCCAGUGAUGGAGACAGAUGACCCUUAUCAGUUCAUGCAAUACAUGGAGGAUCUGACCGCUCUUGGAGGUGGGGAUGAACCAGAGAUGUGUCUCUCUGCCAUUCAGAUGGCUCUGACCCAUAGCCCUCCACUGUCAGAGAUAUUUGUAUUCACAGACGCUUCCCCUAAAGACCAUCAUUUGCAGAGUGCAGUCCAGGCUCUCAUACUGGAGAAGCAAACAAAGGUCAACUUUUUGCUUACUGAAGAUCUAAGUCUCACAGGAAGAGGAAAAGGGUUGAGAAAAAGGAAAAGAAGAGAAUCUUUAUCUCCUGGUAGAUUCUCUCUGUAUUCUACUCUUUCUUCAUUGUCUGGAGGAAUGACUAUCUUCACUACAAAAACAGACAUCCGCGAUGUAUCAGCCAUUGUAGAAGACACUACCACCUCCAGCAAGGUGACUCUGCUUCAUGCAGAGAGUGAAUCAAAUUCAUCAAACUCCUUCAGAGUGGACAAAGCUGUGACAAAAGUGAUGCUGCACAUCACUGGUCAGCUUACACAUUGCGAGCUUGUCAGUCCCUCAGGUGUUCAACAAUCUCUUCCUGGUACUGACAGUCCUCUGGCAGUGCUAGACUCGUCUAAGGGUCUACAUAGAAUAAACCUGCUGCCUCCAAUAGAGAUAGGUAUAUGGCAGCUCACAGUUAAAACCAUUGGGCCAAUGACAUUCAACGUACUAGGUGAUAGCAGCUUGGACUUCCUGUACUAUUUUGCAAGAGAAGCAAAUGAGACACAUCCAGGACUGAGGAAAAUGGAGGGCAGCCCUAUAGCAGGAGUCCCAGUGUUUUUAGUGGUUGCUGUGACAGGCAUGUCACCCAAUGAGGAGGCCUCAUUCAGUCACGUGACCCUGUUGGGGCCUAAUGGGGAGAGCCUGCAGAAGGUAUUGCUAAACUCCACAUCUUCUCAUUUGUCUGAAGAGGAGCUAGUGGGGUACAUGGACUCAGUUCCCAGGAUGCCAUUCAGCAUGCGUCUCUCUGGAAAUGAUAGAUGGGGAAAUUUGCUCGAAAGAGUUUCCACUGAGAUGAUUCAACCGACACAUGUACAGAUACAAGUGCAUUCAGCUCCACAGCUUCUUCCUGGUCACAGCUCGACUGUGGUUUUUGAGAUUUUUAAUCAUGGCCCCAGCCGUUACUUCAGACUUUCAGCAAAAGAUGACCAGGGGUAUCUUUCCCACCCUGACCAACAAAGUCUGUUCAUUGGUGAAAGGGGCUCUGUGAAGAGGGAAGUUGAACUAAGAACUCCUCAUACUGCCCAGCCAGGGACAGCCAUCACCCUGACUCUGACUGUUCAUGCAGAAGACCUACCAGACUCAAAUUAUGCUGUGGUACAUCUGGCAGUGAUACUAGAGGAGCCUGACAAAAUGCCUCCGGCAUGUUCUUCCCUGCACGUGGAGUCCUCCUGCCCCUCUCUGUGCUCUCAGAGCAAAUGGAAAGUCUCAUUUGUAGCAAAAGACAGAGGUCACUCUGGACUGGCAUCCAUACAGCUGGCAAACGGAGAAGGCACUCUCAUUCUGUCUGAAGUGUCUAUGCAGAGACAUGAAGAACAUUUCCCACAACUUCAUGAAGAGACUACAGGAGGAGUCCAUCUCCCAUUAAUACAGUCACAAAUGGACACCUCAGAACAGCACUUUGAAAAAGAAUCUGAACAAAGGCUGGACGUGGUCCAGUUAUUGAAGGGGGAUCAUCCAGUGAACAUCAGUGAAUGGACUAAGGGGAAACCCAUAAUGAUGCAUUAUUCCUCAAGCUGCUGUGCCCCUCAUGCAGAGAUAGUGUUGUGGGAUAGAGCGGGGAAUAUGAGGCACUGUCAUCUCAAAGCCAGUCAGGAAAGGGCAUUACGAGAAAAGAACAAGGCACACAGUGGGGAAUCUACUUCAUGGCUAGUUCUCAUGUUGUGGGGCCACUUAACACUGAGCUUUAUCUUUCACCACAAAUGAAAUUUGUUAAGUUACUCUUAUUAUGCAAUUCUGUGUGGACACACAUUACUAGUCUUUAGUACCUAGAAUGCUUUAAGGGAUAGUUCAUCCUAAAAUAAAAAUUAUGUCAUUAAUUACUCAA
Messenger RNA from Carassius auratus (goldfish), 3647 nucleotides. RefSeq names its product von Willebrand factor A domain containing 7 (gene vwa7). Lineage: Eukaryota; Metazoa; Chordata; Actinopteri; Cypriniformes; Cyprinidae. The coding region runs from base 485 to 3526 and encodes 1013 amino acids. The record is from RefSeq and is a predicted model, not a curated record. The transcript is spliced from 17 exons.